Tetrahymena thermophila SB210 is the source of this 1350-nucleotide messenger RNA. RefSeq names its product tubulin/FtsZ family, GTPase domain protein. The record is from RefSeq and is a predicted model, not a curated record. Gene Ontology annotation, cellular component: microtubule; cytoplasm. Gene Ontology annotation, biological process: mitotic cell cycle; microtubule cytoskeleton organization. NCBI's taxonomy places the organism in Eukaryota, Ciliophora, Oligohymenophorea, Hymenostomatida, Tetrahymenidae. The transcript has a single exon. Gene Ontology annotation, molecular function: GTP binding; structural constituent of cytoskeleton.
AUGAGAGAAGUUAUUUCAAUUCACGUCGGUCAAGGUGGUAUCCAAGUCGGUAACGCCUGUUGGGAAUUAUUCUGUCUUGAACACGGUAUCUAGCCUGAUGGUCAAAUGCCCUCUGAUAAGACUAUCGGUGGUGGUGAUGAUGCUUUCAACACCUUCUUCUCUGAAACUGGUGCCGGUAAGCACGUCCCCAGAGCUGUCUUCUUAGAUCUUGAACCCACUGUCAUCGAUGAAGUCAGAACUGGUACCUACAGACAAUUAUUCCACCCUGAAUAAUUGAUCUCCGGUAAGGAAGAUGCCGCUAACAACUUCGCCAGAGGUCACUACACCAUUGGUAAGGAAAUCGUCGAUCUCUGCUUAGACAGAAUCAGAAAGUUGGCUGAUAACUGUACUGGUCUCCAAGGUUUCUUAGUCUUCAACUCCGUCGGUGGUGGUACCGGUUCCGGUUUGGGUUCUCUCCUUUUGGAAAGACUCUCCGUCGAUUACGGUAAGAAAUCCAAGUUGGGCUUCACCAUCUAUCCCUCCCCCUAAGUCUCAACCGCCGUCGUUGAACCCUACAACUCCAUUCUUUCUACUCACUCUUUGUUAGAACACACUGAUGUCGCCGUUAUGCUCGAUAACGAAGCCAUCUAUGAUAUCUGCAGAAGAAACCUCGAUAUCGAAAGACCCACCUACACUAACUUGAACAGACUUAUUGCUUAAGUUAUCUCCUCUUUGACUGCCUCCCUCAGAUUCGAUGGUGCCCUUAACGUCGAUAUCACUGAAUUCUAAACUAACUUGGUCCCCUAUCCUAGAAUUCACUUUAUGCUUUCAUCUUAUGCUCCUAUCAUCUCCGCUGAAAAGGCUUAUCACGAAUAACUCUCCGUUGCUGAAAUCACCAACUCUGCCUUCGAACCCGCUAACAUGAUGGCUAAGUGUGAUCCCAGACACGGUAAGUACAUGGCUUGCUCUAUGAUGUACAGAGGUGAUGUCGUCCCCAAGGAUGUCAACGCUUCUAUUGCCACCAUCAAGACCAAGAGAACCAUCCAAUUCGUCGACUGGUGCCCCACUGGUUUCAAGGUCGGUAUUAACUAUCAACCCCCCACCGUCGUUCCCGGUGGUGAUCUUGCUAAGGUCAUGAGAGCUGUCUGUAUGAUUUCCAACUCUACUGCCAUCGCUGAAGUCUUCUCCAGACUUGACCACAAGUUCGAUCUUAUGUACGCCAAGAGAGCCUUCGUCCACUGGUACGUCGGUGAAGGUAUGGAAGAAGGUGAAUUCUCCGAAGCCAGAGAAGAUCUUGCCGCCCUCGAAAAGGAUUACGAAGAAGUCGGUAUUGAAACUGCUGAAGGUGAAGGUGAAGAAGAAGGUUACUGA